This is a messenger RNA of Lodderomyces theae, 489 nucleotides long. RefSeq names its product Fyv5p (gene FYV5). The transcript has a single exon. Lineage: Eukaryota; Fungi; Ascomycota; Pichiomycetes; Serinales; Debaryomycetaceae. The record is from RefSeq and is a predicted model, not a curated record. Bases 1 to 489 code for a protein of 162 amino acids. Gene Ontology annotation, cellular component: nucleus.
AUGGCACCACCUUAUCACAACAGGAACAAGAAGAGAUUCGUUGAUCGUCGAGAAACGAAAUCUGCUGAUAUUAAAAGAGCUCUUACACAUCGUGCUCGAUUGAGAAAGAACUACUUUAAAUUAUUGAAACAUGAAGGGCUAAAAGAACCAAGCAAGGAAGAAUCAAAACAAAAAGAAGAUGAUCAAAGCAGUGACGAAGAAGUCGAGGAUGAAGGUGGCGAUGAACUGAAAAACGUAUCCUAUCCAAGAUUGAAUAAACCGAAACCAACAAGCUUUGCCGAGAGAGCAGCUAUUGCUAAACGGAGAAGAGCAGAGAAGCGUAACGAAAAGUUGCAGAGAAUACAGGAUAAGCUUACUGAGGUAGCUAGACAAGAGAAGAUUAGGGAGUUGAAGAAGAAGGAGUUGAGUAAAAAGACAAAACGCGGACAACCUGUAAUGGGCCCCAGAAUAAACAAUCUACUAGAAAAGAUCAAAAAGAACAAUGAUUAA